This is a messenger RNA of Onychostoma macrolepis, 893 nucleotides long. Its product is annotated as granzyme G-like. NCBI's taxonomy places the organism in Eukaryota, Metazoa, Chordata, Actinopteri, Cypriniformes, Cyprinidae. Gene Ontology annotation, biological process: proteolysis. The record is from RefSeq and is a predicted model, not a curated record. Gene Ontology annotation, molecular function: serine-type endopeptidase activity. The transcript is spliced from 5 exons. The coding region runs from base 22 to 780 and encodes 252 amino acids.
AGUGUAACUGAGCUGUCUACAAUGAGUAUCCUGUGGCAUGUCACUUGUCUGCUACUGCUGCGUUCCUGCGCCCCAGGUUUCUCCAUGCAGGAUGGCAUUGUUGGUGGUAAAGUCUCCGUUCCUCACAGUCGACCCUACAUGGUCUACAUUCGUGACAAGUUUACAAAACAAGCGUGUGGUGGUUUUUUGGUAAGAGAGGAUUAUGUGUUGACAGCUGCCCACUGCAGGCAACAUCAUCUUAUGGUAUAUUUGGGGGUUCAUGACACCAACUGUUUACCUGACGGUGUAGAGGUAGAUCCCUUUCCACAUCCAAAAUUCAAUAUGAGGAGACCAGACCAUGACAUUAUGCUUCUAAAGCUCAAAACCCCAGCAACUUUGAACAAAAAUGUGAGUACUGUGGCUUUGCCAAAACCUGAGAAUGAAGCAAUCUCAAAGGACUGCAUGGUCAUGGGUUGGGGCUGGAAGGAAUACCAUCACGAGUCUCCUUCAAAUGUGCUCAAAGAAGCAAUCGUGACUCUGAUAGACUCUGAAAACUGUGGCGUGGCUGAUACUCUGUGCUCUGAGGGAUCAACUGGACCAGCACAGGGAGACUCUGGGGGUCCACUUGUUUGUGGAGGUGUUGCACAGGGAAUUGUGUCAUUUUCCAAAGACAAUGGAAAUACAGACCACCUCAUGGGGUACACUCAUAUUUCCCACUACCUUUCAUGGAUUCAUGACAACAUGAAACCACCUACUCAGCAGCAAUAUGAAACAUGGAAAGGCAAGCUGGAUAAAUUCUAAAGCUGGAUUUAGUUGUCUGGUUCAAUGCAAGUUCUAUCAUUUAUGUCUGGUUUUAUUUUUACACCAAUCAUGUGUGACAUUAAAUGUGUGAAUUUAAAAUAAAGGCUAAUUUG